Molecule: messenger RNA, 4477 nt
Organism: Esox lucius (northern pike)
Lineage: Eukaryota; Metazoa; Chordata; Actinopteri; Esociformes; Esocidae
Gene: etnk1
Product: ethanolamine kinase 1
Exons: 8
Coding region: 186-1268 (360 amino acids)
Biological process (GO): phosphatidylethanolamine biosynthetic process
Cellular component (GO): cytoplasm
Molecular function (GO): ethanolamine kinase activity
Source: RefSeq, a predicted model, not a curated record
GUUAGUCACGUAUUUCCCAGCAUGCACCGCACGGCAUUUUCUUUUUUUGGGUGGGAUUUUCUGAGAGGCGUUGCCGCAGUUGAAAGAAGAGUCCUUUUUACCUCGGAACCCAAGCAAUAUUUCAUACAAACGCAUUUGCAGCUGCCAGCAGUGAAGUUGUUGUUAAUAUACAAGGAUUUUUUAUUAUGGCCAACUACAUUCAUGUACCCGACGAGGCGCCCGUUGUUCCUAAAAUAGAUGUCACGUUAGACGAGAACGAUUACAGAUCUGGUGCACUGAGACUGAUCAAGGAACUGAGACCACUCUGGAAACCAUCCGAGGUCAAAAUGAAGUUCUUCACCGAUGGAAUCACAAAUAAGCUGCUAGGCUGCUACGUGGAUGGGAUCAUGCAGGAUGUCGUCCUAGUGCGUAUUUAUGGCAACAAGACAGAGCUGUUUGUGGACCGGGAAAAUGAGGUGAAGAGUUUCCGGGUGCUCCAUGCACACCGCUGCGCUCCACGCCUCUACUGUACCUUUAACAAUGGCCUCUGCUACGAGUUCCUACAAGGCCAGGCACUGGAGCCCGAAAAUAUCCGCAGCCUGCUCAUGUACAGACUCAUUGCGAGGCAGCUGGCUAAGUACCAUGCCAUCCAUGCCCACAACGGAUGGGUGCCCCAGUCAGACUUGUGGCUAAAAAUGGGCAGGUACUUCUCCCUGGUGCCUAAGUUCUUCCAAGACCCAGAGAUGAAUAUGAGGUUAAACAGUGAGGUCCCUAGUCGUAGGCAACUCCGGGAGGAGAUGGUGUGGAUGCAGCAGAGCCUUUCUGUGUUGGGCUCUCCUGUAGUCCUAUGCCACAACGACCUGCUGUGUAAGAACAUCAUCUAUAACCAGCAAGGAGAAAAUGUUAAGUUCAUUGACUACGAGUACGCUGGAUACAAUUACCAAGCCUAUGACAUUGGGAACCACUUCAAUGAAUUUGCAGGUCUGAACGAAGUGGACUACAGCCACUACCCUGACCGGAACUUCCAGAUGCAGUGGCUGCGCUCCUACUUAGAGGCCUAUAAAGAACACAAAGGUCAAGGGUCUGAGGUGAUGGACCGAGAGGUGGAGGUGCUCUACGUUCAGGUCAACCGCUUCUCCCUGGCAUCUCAUUUCUUCUGGGGAUUGUGGGCUCUCAUCCAGGCCGAGUUCUCCACCAUUGACUUUGAUUUCCUGGGUUAUGCAGUCCUUCGCUUCAGCCAGUACUUCAAGAUGAAGCCUGAGGUUGCUGCUCUGAACUUUCCUGAAUAAAAGUCCUUAAGGAAUGUCCUAGAGAUUAGCAGGAAAGUGAGCCCGGCCCACGCUUCAUGCGGAUUUCAUUCGCCAGUUACUAGAGACUCCGAACUCAAGCUUAUGAGGAAUCAUAGAACAUAUACAACAUAUUGGGAACCCAUAAAACCCCUUUGGAAACCUAUAGAAUCAUCUGGGAACCUAUAGUACUAUGUUAGAACUCACUAUGUGAGAACUCAUAAGAAACUUUUGAGAACCCAUGGGUUAUUCAGUAGUUAAGGACUACCGUAGACUCACCACAGACACUCCACAUAGCUAUAUCCAUAGCAGCACUUCAAAAGGUAGACCCCAGCCUAGCUCACUAAAGUAGCCCACAGCCAUUCAUGUUUUCAUUAAGACUAAAGUCCAUAAGCCCCGGUCCUUCAAAUUGGCCAAAUAUGCAAAAAUAAUUAUUGAACACUACAGAAGAUUUUGUUAGGAACAACCAAAUGAACACCUUGUAAAAUAUGAUGAAUUCAGUGCAAUAUUCCAGUAGCAUUUUUCACCCUGCUCUGUUACUGCCCAUCAGAAGUAGCUGGAAGCAGGGAAGACUUGGACCAACUCUGUAACUUUGUCUCCUGUGUUGCGAGCUGAUUGGGAAUAUUAAGUGUGGGCCCUUUUAUUAGAGAUAGUAUCUCUUGUCUGGGCUUGCUUGUUGAUUUAGUCACCAUUGUUUAUUUUAGUUUAAUGGUAGGCUAUAUUGUCACCGAUUGUAUUUGCUGGUUGAUUGGUUAGUGUCACUUGCAUACGUCACCUCAGUAACAAACAGGAGGACAUUUGUCUUUUUUUCCCCCAUCUUCCCUCAAGAAAACAAAGUCUAAUCCCCUACUGUAACCAGUCAUUUUGGUUCAUGGGACUGUAUCCUCAUUACAAUAAGGGCCUAGAGUAUUUCCUCACCAUUUCCUUUAAAAAUGUUGACCAGUUAAAACUCUGAGCCUGGGGCCAUAUAGAUGAGAAAUGCUCAAGGCCUGGGUCAUGAUGCAAGAUGGGUCGUUUUUUAAAUUAAAUUAAUAAAUGUUUUCCCCUUCAAAUAUUAACUCAUGUGGCUGUAGCAGCAGGCUUGACCCCAUAUUAAAUUCCAGCAAUUCAUGUUCAUCAGAUUCCCCUUUGAAAAGUGAUUUUUAGUAAUUGGCUUUAGAAUUAUUGCAACUGCCUCUAAAAUAGGUGAAGGUGAAACCUAUGAUUGGAGGACAAAAAACUUUGACAGUGAGCAUUUCACCUUUUAAGAAACUGUAUCUUUAUCUGAAAAUCUCUGUGACCCAGUUCAGUAUAGUACCUCAAAAUGUUCAUGCUGCUUGGUUCUAAACGUUCUUUAAGACACAACGGUCAUGUAAUGGGUAAAAACCAAUCGUCACCAAAGUGCUGAUACUAUUUUUUGCUUGUACAUAAUGCACAUUGUAUUUUUCCAUUUCAAAGUAAUAAUAUUUCUAUGUAUUUUCUUUUAAAAAUGAUUGCAGUUUUUAUACCUAUUUAAGUGAUAAAUGUUUUCUUGGAUUAGGAUGUCUCUGAGAGGAUGUUAGGCAUGUUGAAGAUGCUUUGACAUUAGUCAGGGCACAUCUGUGUAUUUUUCUGCAGAAACAACUGGAUGAAGAGACCACUUAAUAGGCUGACUCUAAAAGGCCACACUAUUCCCUACUUAGUGCACUAUGUUUGACCAUGGGCCAUAAGGUUGUGGUCAAAAUAACUGGCACUAAUGUUUAGGGAAUGUGAUGGUAUUUUUUCCCCAGUCAUAGACUAUUCAUUCAUAAUUAACACACCCAAUGUUAUCGGUCAACAGAGUUGCAGCCAGUCCUGUAGGUUGUUAGUUACUAUGAAAAUUGCAUCGUAAGGCACAAUUUAGGCAUUGGAUGCACAUCUUCCCAUGCCCCAAUGUUGCUUUUAACUUGUGUAACCCUCCACUUGUUGACUCUGUCUAAUGUAGUGGGAAGUUGGGUAGGCAUUACGGUAUAUGUGUCUGAAUGGCAUUUUGUUUUUUAAUUUUGCCUUUAUUUAAGGUUGACUUAUAAAGUUAUAUCAUUUCAAAUGUUUUAAAAGUAGUGCACAUUAGCCAAAAAGGGUACCUGAAAUUUGUGCACAACUGUCUACCACUUCAUCCAUUUUGAAUAUUCUACAUCCUCAGAAAAAAAAGAGCUAUCUGCAAUUCACAUGGAGUACUGUACAAAUUCAAACAAAUGUUUUGCUUAAAAGGGCAAUUUGAUGUUGCUAUAUGCAUCUUGUGAGCUGCAUUAUAAAAUGUAUGAUAUUGAUUCUUGAAUAUAUUUUAUGCUUCAGCAUAGUUCAAUAGUUCUACCCAGUCAGGACCUAAAAGUUUAGAUUGUUUUACUCCUGUGUUUGUAAAGAAAGUCUCUCAAAAUAGGGUUCAAACUAAAAUGUUCAUAUCAUGGAUGGUCAGUCCUUGCAUCCAUAGGUCUAUUGACUUUCAGAGUGGUUGUAUUUUUUCAGCACCAUUCCUCAGCAGUUCAAAGAAACCGGAAGAUCGGACAUGCUUUGUUAUUGUUUCAUCUUCUAAUUCACAUGUUAAGAUCCCCUUGAAUCUCUUUAUUGAUAAUUACAUCUGAUGUACAUGGCCUAUUCUGAUCCAUCACCAGGGAAAUGAGAGGUCAUAAAUUGACCAGAACUUGAGAUUUACUGUUACCCAACCUUUCCUCUACUAACAACCCAGUGUUUAGGUUUGUUUUACACAACUGAAUCUCAAGUUUACAUGUCAGUAGACAUGUUUUAAACCUUGUAGGGUCCAUGAAUAGUACUGCAUAUGCUGUCAGUUGUACAGCAGAACCUACCCAUUUCUCAUUUAAUGAUGAAAAGGAAUCAUGAACACAAGGAAGAUUUUUACUUCGUAAUGCUUCCCUGACAAGUUUGUUCUAAAAUUAACACCACUGUAAAACCUGCUUUUCAAAAAAGCAACCUAACACAACUAACUCAACACUGGUCUGAUUGUUUAAACUUGUAUACAUGUGCUUUUAUCAUCUUCUCUUGCAGUUGUAGUAUAUGUGUAUAUGUACAGUUAAAAGGAAAAGAAAUAUCUUUGCUUGAAAAGUGUCAAAUGUGAAUGACUGACUGUACAUAGAGCGGGUUUUUCUAAACAUUGCUGUCACGUAAAAAAAGUAGUCUUGGGUUUAACUGUGAAAUAAUGUAACUUUUAAAUACUGUACACAAGUGCUUUGAAAGAAGAUUAAAGACUACAAACAUGU